AUGGCAAAAAAAAACUAUAACAAAAAAAAUAUUCCGAAAAGUCAGUCAACGACAACAGCUGGAAAUAAUUUUGAUGACAAUGAUAAUAGCAUGCUUAAUCCAAUCGUAAAUGCUGCAGAUGAAAAUGAAAAUGAAUUCUUCGAUAAGACGGAUAAAGUUAUGAAAAAACGAAAGGAACAUUUAAAUGAUUUUUAUCACAAUGUAAAAAGAACAAAAGUUGUUUCGAACAUUGAAGAUGAUAAUGAAGAUGAUACAUUAGAUGAAUCAACAGAAAAUCCAAAUCAUGAAUUACCAAACAAUGGCUUAUCAAACAGUACAAAAUCACGUGAAAUCAAUUAUUCUUGUUCGAAUGAUUCAGCUGAUUGUUCAUCAUCAAAUGUUUCAUUAACAACGUCUUCAUAUGGUCCACACUUCUCAUCAACACCAAAUAAUACUGAAAAACGUCUUGAAUUGAAUAAGUCGAUUUUAUUGCAUAACAAAAAUCAAUCUGAUCAAUCUUUAACUAACAAAAGGUCUAGUGAAAUGAUUGGUGAGAAUAAUUGUGAUCGUUUUUCCUCUUCUUCUAAACAUAUGGACAAAAAUACACUUGCAGCAUCAGAUUCUAAUAUCUUGUCUCAAACAACGUCAAAUACAAAAGUACCAUAUAUAUCUCAAAGUACAAUUACAUUGGAAACGUCAACAACAACCAAUAAACAUAUGGAUUAUAACUCGAAUCAGUGUAGCAACAAUUUUAUUAUCGAUCGAUCGCUCAUAUGUUCUUCGACUAUAAAUAGUGCAUCGACUAUGAAUCGAUCAUCAACAAAUAAUAAUUUUCAAUGGAAACCAAUAGAUAUAAAAAACUCUAUGGAAUACCGAGAUUUAGAAAAGAAAAACAAAGAUUUGUUAAAUAAAAUUGAUAAUUUGAAAGAGGCUCUUUCAAAAGAACGGAAGGAGCGAAAAAAAAUGAAUGAAACACAUAUACUCAAACCUCGUACAUCAUUUUGGAACGAAUUAUCGAUUUUUAUGGAGUCUCAUGGUGAUUCAUAUCAAGGAGAUAGUCGUACUAUUCAUGAAAUAGGACGCGAACUUGGUUUAACUGACAAUAUGAUUCAAUAUGUGCAACGUGAUACCGACAAGCCCGAUAAGGUUGCUAUGAACAUAUGGAGGAAGUUAUGUCCAACAAUUGAAGAUAAAGUAUUUGUGCGAUCGAUAAAGAGAGUUCCAACAUCUACACUUGAUAAUAUAUACGCAUUUGCUCGUCUGUCUCAUCCAAAAAGUAGUUUAGAUUAUAAAAAAAUGCGAAACGACAUAGCUGCUAAUAUCAGACAAGGCAAUUUAUCUCAUCGAACACAUGGAGCUUUACUGAUGAAUCAAAAUUAUAAUGAAGAAAAUGAUGCUGAUAAUGAUGAUAAUGAUGGAGAAAAUAAUUCUGAUAAUGAUGAUGACGAUGAAGAAAAUGAAUCGAAUAGUCAUGCGAACGAUUUCCAAUCACGUAUACGAACAAGCGAAGUAGUUGAUGAUUCAAGUAACGACGAAGAAGAAUAA
Molecule: messenger RNA, 1524 nt
Organism: Rotaria sp. Silwood1
Lineage: Eukaryota; Metazoa; Rotifera; Eurotatoria; Philodinida; Philodinidae
Source: the annotation of a GenBank genome assembly